AUGGAUAAUUUCUUUGAGCGCCAAGAUACAUGCGGAUAUAAAUUUGAUAUUGAUUCAAAGGGAAACGUAUUUAUAGUCGAGAUGAAAUUAGACGAAUAUGCAUUUGUUGUUGCACAGCUUCAAAAUUAUUUUGAAGGUGUCAUCUAUGGUCCUCCAAUAGAUGUUGGGGCUCACUAUCAACCAAAUGGAGGAGGAUUACCAUCAGCACCUGAUGUUGCUAUAUUUCCAAAUCCUACACGAAUUGUGGCAACUAAUCAAUUUAAUCGGCGUAUGAUUGCCAGACUUUAUACACGACAAACAACACCGUCGCCAAAUCAUGUAGCAAUAAUUGGACAACCAGGAGUAUAUUUUGAAGAGUGGGAAUUCGGUACUCUUGAUGUUAAUGGUAAUGCUACUGCUUGCAAUGGACUAGGUCUUCCUGCUUAUCAAAUUAAUAUUCCGGUACAAGAAGUAUUCUGGAACCCGCCUAUUGUUGGCGGAGUUCCUUCUACAGCUGGAUCUAUAUCAGAUUCAACAGGUGGUCUUACGAAAUCAGAGUAA
This is a messenger RNA of Entrophospora candida, 540 nucleotides long. The record is from the annotation of a GenBank genome assembly. NCBI's taxonomy places the organism in Eukaryota, Fungi, Glomeromycota, Glomeromycetes, Entrophosporales, Entrophosporaceae.